Molecule: messenger RNA, 1149 nt
Organism: Ogataea philodendri
Lineage: Eukaryota; Fungi; Ascomycota; Pichiomycetes; Pichiales; Pichiaceae
Exons: 1
Coding region: 1-1149 (382 amino acids)
Source: RefSeq, a predicted model, not a curated record
AUGUCAACACUAUAUUCUGACAGGGACGUUGAUCGGUUUUUGACCAAUUUCAAUGAGCUUCAUUUGGCUCGUGAAAAGGAGAAUCGGGAUCGACUGUCUGAUCUGGAACGCGAGGUUAGCUUGAAGCGAGAGCAAUAUGAAAAGUCUCCAAAGAAGAAGCCUCUUGUUCCUAAGAAAACCAAGAAAUUGGGCGAGAAAGUGAAGGAGGAGCUGGCCAAGAAGGAUGUGGAGGAGUUUCUACAGGAGAUGGAGCCGCAGGAGAAAGAAGAGAGGUCCCAGAAGGGGCCUCAGCCUAUAAAAUACGAAGACGUGGUCAAACAGAAAGUAUUGACCCCAGAAUGGCGCAAAACGGUUUCCAGUGCACAGUCGACGCCCAAACCGGCGCUUAAGCCGGUCUCGAAACCGCCCCCAGUCGUUGUUUCCCCCAAACCUGUCGCAUACACCCUCAAGCCGGCCGUGAAACAGACGUUGCCAAUUCCAACCAUCGCGCAAUCGACGUUUGUUGCGGCCAAACCCCCCAAAUCUGCCGACCCUCCACCGCCGUUUCUGGGUGUCCAGCUAUCGCCAACGAGGAAGGCCGCUAUAGAACCGAAGAAGGAGAAGCCAGAGGCCCUGAACCAGCUGGCUUUCCUCAAGCCUGCCAAACCAGUCCCACAGAGGUCCACAGAGAUCCCCGAAGCUCUGUCGAAGCUGUCGACGCUCGCCAAGGCAAAACCGGCGCCUAAACCAGUUCCUCCAAAACCCGAGGCGUUGCUCAAGUUCUCGAGCCUGAAGAAAGUGCCGGCCGAAUCCCCGAAACCCAAGCCAUCGCAGUUCCUGCUGCCUCCUCGCGCAAAGACCGAGCCGCAACACCCCGUUCCGAGGGGGAUCGCACUGCCUGGACUGGCGCAGCCGAACGUGUUUUUGGCCAGAGCCUCAUCCGAGCCGAAAAAACCAUCUAGAGACCUUUCCAGCUUCGACACCCAGGGACAGGCUCUGGAUCACGUGACCAAAACUCGAGCCAAAGGACCAAAGAGAAGACCGCCAAAAGGGAGCAGCAACAGCAACAACAAGACGUACGGAGCUGUUACGUCUGCCACCACCAAGAAGGCGCCCCCUCCGAUUCGCAAGUCGUCUCGCCAGGUGUCCAACAGCGAGCUGUUCAUUUAG